Molecule: messenger RNA, 1095 nt
Organism: Knipowitschia caucasica
Lineage: Eukaryota; Metazoa; Chordata; Actinopteri; Gobiiformes; Gobiidae
Source: the annotation of a GenBank genome assembly
AUGGAUGUUCAUGAAGAGAUCUCUCGCCUUCUUGGGGUAGAAAAAACCCUGGAAGAGCAGCUGAAAGUCAACGCUGAACAGAAGCAGAGACUGAAUGAGCUGCAGCAGACGAUCCAUGAGCGAGAUGCCAAAGUCAGUGAGCUCGAGGAGUUCUUGGAGCAGAGAGACGCCCUGAUCGACUUCGGGAAAGGUCUACUCCAGAAAAAGGACAAAGACACCAAGGAUCUGGCUCGGGAGGUCCGCAACAGGGUCAACUUCCAUGUGGGAAACCUCAUGAAGGAAAAGAUGGAACUCCAGAAUAGCUGUGUCUUCUUAAAGAAAGACCAGGCCUUUCUGCGAGACCAGCUGGACCAAGUGGACGAGCAACAUCAGCAAGAUCAGGAUCGAAAUGAGAAGCUUGAGGCUGAAGUUUCCAAAUUGAAAGACGAACUGAAGCAGCUGGAAUUGACAGAACAGGAACUCACACAGACUGUUCUAGAAAGAAACGCCCUCCAGAGGAAAGUAGAUGAAUUGAAGGAGUUCUUGGAGCAGAGAGACGCCCUUAUCGACUUUGGGAAGGAUCUGCUCAAGAAAACGAACAAAGAGUUCAAGGAUCUGGCUCGGGAGUUUCGAAACAAGGUCAAUGCUUAUGUGGGAAACCUCAUGGAGAAUUACAUUCAUCUAAAGGAUCACUGUGUGGACUUGGAGGAGGCAACAGUACGUCUGGAACAGAAACUGGACAAAGCAGACCAGCAACAUUUAGAAGAUGUAGUUAGAAAUACGGAGCUGGAAUCUGAACUCGUGAAGUCGAAGAAGCUCCAGCAGCAGCAGCAGCAGAGGAUCCAGGACCUCAAAAGAACAAGUCAGGAUCUGGAGGAGCAGUUGGACGAGGCGGAGAGAUACCACAUUCAAGACGCGGUGGAAAACCUGAAGAAUGUGGGUGAACUUGGAGAGACACAAAGAAAACUGAAAAAGUCUGAAGCUGAGAACGAGGCCCUGAAAACCCGUCUACAACAGACUGACAAACACGCAGAGACCAAAGACCAGAACAAGGAAGAGAUACAUAAUGAGCAGGACAAGAUGAAGAAGAGGAGCUGGUGGAAGUGUUGGGAGUAA